AUGAAACCGACAAAGGCCAAUCAGUAUCAGACCAGACACCACGACUACUUGCUCCUGAUCGACCACUUUCUCCGACGAGAGGGCUCAAGAAUCCCCAUCAAGUGGCCGAGGCGGAACCAUCUAUUGCAGGAGAUCUACGGCGAUGAGCCCGUGGCGCCUCUGCCAAAUGUGCCCUAUUUAAGUGAUGCAGCAAUUAGACGCACUGCGACCACUGAAUUCCGUCUGCCCAAUCGCACCUAUACUCACUUGCCUGCGAGUGGCCCCAUGGUUUAUUGGGCAGGAUUACCAUCUUGUGCUGCAGCGGACAGCGUUUUGACAGCUUGA
This is a messenger RNA of Aspergillus ochraceoroseus IBT 24754, 324 nucleotides long. RefSeq lists its product as uncharacterized. Lineage: Eukaryota; Fungi; Ascomycota; Eurotiomycetes; Eurotiales; Aspergillaceae. The coding region runs from base 1 to 324 and encodes 107 amino acids. The record is from RefSeq and is a predicted model, not a curated record. The transcript has 3 exons.